Zasmidium cellare ATCC 36951 is the source of this 936-nucleotide messenger RNA. RefSeq lists its product as uncharacterized. The coding region runs from base 1 to 936 and encodes 311 amino acids. Lineage: Eukaryota; Fungi; Ascomycota; Dothideomycetes; Mycosphaerellales; Mycosphaerellaceae. The transcript is spliced from 2 exons. The record is from RefSeq and is a predicted model, not a curated record.
AUGGCUCAGCAGCCUUCCAUCCCCGACUACUACGCCAUCCUGGGCACCAAGCCCAGCGCCACCGGCAUCGAAAUCCAGCGCUGCUACCGCAAGUUGGUGCGCGUCUGGCGAAGACCCGGCCUGCAGGCUGGCGUGGGCGUCCUGGCUAUGGUUUCCAUCGACGAGGCAUACGCCACGCUCAAGAACCAGGAGAAGAGAAAGGCGUACGACGCCGAGUGGCCGAGCAUUAAGAAGGCUUGGAAAAAAUUCCAGCAGCGCAAGAUCAUCGCCGCGCAGGCUGAUGAUGAUGAGGAGAUGAGCGAUGUCGACAGCGAUCUUGAUGAGGAUGAGGAUGAGGUCGCUACCGAUGGAGAGGAGAAGGCGGAUGAUGAGGAUGAUACUGAUGAUGGCGGACCGGAUGGCGAGGCUGAGGAUGCUGACUACACCGACCGCGAAGAGUCUGAUGAUGAUGAGGUCGUCGUCGCUAAGCGCGGCCGCAUGUCUCGCGUCGUUUACGAUUCAGAGGAUGAUGAGGUCGUCGUCGCCAAGCCCAUCUGCAAGUCCGUCGUCGCCACCAAACCCAUCCGCAAGUCCAUCGUCGUCUACAAUUCAGAAGACGAAAUCGACUCAGACAGCGACUCAGAGCCAGAGGCCGAGUUCACCGACGACGAAGAGCCUGAAUCCUCCGACGAAGACGUGGACGAAAAUGUCGACCGCUACGCUAAGUACUGCACCGGCUACGAGUCCGAGUCUGGUUCUGACUCUGAUGACGAGACGCGCUAUGCGGUUCAGCUGCGCAGUGGCAAGUGGAUGGACCUGCACAAGCACAAUGAGCAGGACCCUCACCACGAGAUGUGCAUGUCGGACCACGAGAACAAUGCGAAUGGUGAUGCUGCGAAUGGGAAUGAUGAGAAUGGGGAUAAUGCGAAUGGGAUUGCUGCGGACGGGGAUGGCUGA